This is a messenger RNA of Lathyrus sativus (Indian pea), 537 nucleotides long. Lineage: Eukaryota; Viridiplantae; Streptophyta; Magnoliopsida; Fabales; Fabaceae. The record is from the annotation of a GenBank genome assembly.
AUGGUGCACCCUGAUGUUUUCCCCAAACAAGUCAUUUCUUCGAAUGUCCAAGGUCUUAUUGUGAAGGAGGUAGAUGUUGACAACAAUUUUAAAAAUGAACAAGAGUUUAUUGGCAACAUUAAUCUUGUUGUGAAUCUUGUGAUUAAAUGGAUUCAUAUGGAGGUCUCAAAACUUGGAUUUGGUGUGGUUAUCAGAAGGUCCGAUAAUGUUUUAGAUAGAACAUGCGCUUUUGUGACAAUAACGUGCGAAAGAAGCAGAAAAUAUAGACAUUCUCUUCGAAAAUUUAAAAGAGACGACACUGGUUCAAGAAAAUGUGAGUGUUCCUUUAAGUUAGUCGGUCAUCCUAGUGUGUGUAGGCUCAUGUCGGAAGAGAAGGAACGCGUUGCUGACAUGACAUUGAAUAUGGUUCAAAUGAAAAAGAUACUUGCAAACGGAAAAGACCCGAAAAUAUAUCAAAUAUCAAGAAAGUCUAUAAUAUUCGAUACCAAACUAACAAGGCGCUUAGAGGGGAUAGAACUGAAAUGCAACAACUCUUGA